This is a messenger RNA of Yamadazyma tenuis ATCC 10573, 4053 nucleotides long. It is a transcript of the gene NHX1, whose product is annotated as bifunctional K:H/Na:H antiporter. Gene Ontology annotation, molecular function: potassium:proton antiporter activity; sodium:proton antiporter activity. The record is from RefSeq and is a predicted model, not a curated record. Gene Ontology annotation, biological process: vacuolar acidification; sodium ion transport; proton transmembrane transport. Gene Ontology annotation, cellular component: fungal-type vacuole membrane; early endosome; late endosome. Lineage: Eukaryota; Fungi; Ascomycota; Pichiomycetes; Serinales; Debaryomycetaceae.
AUCAACUAUGUCAAGUCUAGUAUACUUUGCAUCUAAGCAAUUGCUAAAGCGAGCCCUCGGGGACACGCUCGACGACGACCUCGACGACACGCCGGACGUGACAACCCCCGACGAGGGCGACGAUGCCGAAAACCCCGUCACGGAGGAGAUUUUUUCCUCAUGGGCGCUCUUUAUCCUACUUUCCCUUUUGUGUGCUGCAUUGUGGUCAUCGUACUUUCUCCAGCAGCGACGCAUCAAGGCCAUCCACGAGACGGUUCUUUCGAUUUUCUACGGGAUGAUCGUGGGAUUGAUCAUCCGGGUUAGCCCUGGUCAUUAUAUUCAAGAUGCGGUUAAGUUCAACUCUGGUUACUUCUUCAACAUCUUGUUACCACCGAUUAUUUUGAACUCCGGCUUCGAGUUGAACCAGGCCAACUUCUUCAGCAACAUUGGCACCAUCCUCACGUUUGCCAUUCCGGGGACUUUCAUUAGUUCGUUGGUGUUAGGGAUCAUUUUGUAUGUUUGGACCGCCAUAGGUUUAGACGGCGUAAGUCUUGAGUUUGUGGACGCAUUGGCGGUGGGAGCCACCUUGUCAGCCACUGAUCCAGUGACCAUCUUGUCAAUUUUCAACGCGUACAAAGUGGACCCCAAGUUGUAUACGAUUAUUUUCGGGGAGAGUUUGUUGAACGAUGCCAUCUCCAUUGUCAUGUUCGAGACAUGUCAGAAGUUCCACGGCAAGCCCGUGCACUUCCUGUCGUUCUUUGAGGGUAUCGGUUUGUUCUUGAUGACCUUCACCAUCUCCACCAUCAUAGGUAUCUUCAUCGGUAUCAUGGUGGCCUUGAUCUUGAAACACAGCCAUAUCAGACGGUAUCCACAGAUCGAGACGUGUUUAGUGCUCUUGUUCGCCUACGUGUCGUACUUCUUCUCCAAUGGGGCCCACAUGUCGGGAAUUGUGUCGUUGUUGUUCUGUGGAAUCACCUUGAAACACUAUGCAUAUUACAACAUGUCCAGAAGAACCCAGAUUGCAACCAAGUACAUCUUCCAGUUGUUGGCCCAGUUGUCGGAGAAUUUCAUUUUCAUCUACUUGGGUCUCUCGUUGUUCACCGAGGUGGAGUUGGUGUUCAAGCCAUUGUUGAUCAUUGUGACGUUUCUCUCUAUUUGUGUGGCCAGGUGGGCGGCUGUGUUCCCGUUGUCACGGCUCCUUAACUUUUUGUACAAGGCCAAGUUCAAGGAGUUCACGAACCGUAACUACGUGAAUGGUGGCAUCUCGUCACAGCUGGUGCCGGACGAAAUCUCCCACUCGUACCAGAUGAUGAUCUUUUGGGCCGGUUUGCGGGGGGCCGUCGGAGUGGCCUUGGCCAUGGGUCUUCAGGGCGAGGCAAAAUGGGCUCUUUUGGCGACGGUGUUGGUGGUGGUGGUGUUGACGGUCAUUUUGUUUGGUGGGUCUACCGCGUCCAUGUUGGAGAUUUUGGGGAUCAAGACCGGGGUGGAACAGCACCUCGAUUCCGACGAUGAAUUUGAUAUCGAGGCUCCCCGGCUCCCGCUUUCCCAUAACCCCACACCGUCAUCGUCGACUCAAAACGUCAUUUUGGGUAACCGCAGGUUCAACGAGCCGUUUACUCGGUCGCAAACCUCCAACCAUAACCUUUACAAAGAGGAAAACAUCCGAUCCCGCAACGAUUCCAAUGCCAGUCUCAGCAGAAAGACAUCCAACGUCAGUCUCUCGAGCGCUACUCGUGAAGACGACGACGAUGACGUUCCUGUUAGCGAUAACGACGAUUUGCUCGCGGGCCUUGAGGCUGGAGGACCCAGCUCCCUCAACGUCGCCAGCACAAACAAUAGCGGUGUGCUAUCUGCGUUUUUGAGUGCCGAGGAGCAUGCCAGAUGGUUCACCAGGUUUGAUGAAGAGGUUUUGAAACCUGUGUUACUAGACACCAUCCCCAAAAGAAAUAAUGACAGUAACAAUCCAUGAUGACUCGGUAAAUUUGAAGUAUCUACACAUAUAUAUUCUGCACUUCAUUCCCAAUUAACGUCAAUAAUUCGAAGUGCCUACCAAUAUAAAUCUUAGACACCAUUUUCAAGAUGACUGUAACUUUUAUAAGUACUAAGGCGUAUAUACUACUUCUUCUGGCGAGUGGCUAUUUCCUCAUCAAUGACUCGUUUAGCUAAUUUGAAGCAUGGGGCAGACAAAAGCAAGUCGUUCAACUUGUAGUUGUAGGCCACACAAAGAAGCUUAAAAUUGAAUAACGUCAAAUCAUGCAAUAGUGUGAUCAAGUGUUUGGAGUGCACCACAUCGGCCUUCCGCUGCCCAAGCGUCAAAAAUACUGAUGCCGGCAAAUGGUCCACGUACACAGCACAUCCUCUAAUAGGCCUUUCAAGAAGAUUCAACGCAUCGGAGAUGUGCUGGUUGCUGAUGCUGAAAUUACGGUCUUCUUCUAUGGCAUGUACCAAGAGAUUAGCUACCGAGAUGACUGCAUUGCCGUAGUUGACGGCGUUCAACACCCGACUUUCUGUGUCCCUUUUGAGCGACACCCUGAACGGUAUUCCGAGGCUCGUAGCCAAAAAGUUGUUUCUGUAUACUUCCACCACGUUCAACACCUGCUUGAUCACCGGCUUUAAUUUGGCCACCACCACCGACUCGUCCUUGGCUUUGGACUCCGAUAAGAGCGACGCCAAUAAGCGGUUCAAGGGUAUCAACAAAUGCUUGUCGAUGAGUUCAAAGUACUUUUGCUGAUUCGAUUGGGUCGGUUUUGCACCCACUUUUUUCAGAGCAUCCACCAACUCAUCGUACAGCCGGACAUUGCUGUCUGGUAGGCGCUCCGUAUUCAUCACGAACGAGUUGCCAAAAAUCCCUGACUGGUCGCUCCUGAUGUCGUCCUUCACCUGGAGCUGGCUCUUUUGUAGUACCUUCGCAUCUGCGCUCGACCUGUAGUUGAUUCUUUGUGUGGUCUGUUUGAUCAAAAUCGUGCACUCGUCCAAGAUAGCGGGCCAGAUAAACCUGUUGGUAGAAUGGGCACUGUAGAUGGCGGUUCUUAGCUUGACACCUUCAGGAGUGUUGACGGUCGAGAUGUAUGCUAGUUCUUGAAGUGCAGUCAACUUGCUCAACUGGUUAUUCGGAUCUGUGUUCCGCAAUCCACUUAACAACGUGUUGAUGGGGUCCGAACUGUAGGUGCUGAUCGGUUUCUUACCGUCCAAACACCCAAUGGAAGCGUAGACGUUGAAAAAAUGGUUGACCAUUUCCCAGGCGAAUAUCACGUUGAACGACAUGUAUGCCAAGUUUACCAACGUUUUGAACGUCAAGCCCAACUUAGGGGUUCUAGUGUCCAACCCUAACACGAAGAGCCACACGGUUCCCAAUCUAUACAAAACAGCCCGAGAAAACCAAUACACCACUGGCACACUCACCACACAAACAGUGUUGAUGACCACCGAAUGGCUCAAUAACUCCGGUACUUUCACUGUCAAAGCACUCUUGGGGUCCACCCUGCUGAUACCGUACUUGAAAUCGAGUCUGUUCCUUUCAAACACAAACUGCUGUAAAGUGUACACAAACGCAAUGACAACACUAUAGAACCACAGGUAUACCCAUUGGUCGUUGGCCUUGGGCUUCACAUCGUAUUCCUUGGAGAUGAUGUAGUAGUUGGUGAACAACCCGAUCUGGACCAGAAACACCGUUGUCAACGUCAAUGAAGAUGCCAAGUACCCAAUGAAACUCAACCAGAAACUCAGGCCGGUGACACAGUUGUAAAAAUGGGAACCCAAGGUUCGGUGGUGUGAGUAGUUGACCGUUAUGGUCCGAGAACGUACCUCCUUGAUGAUAUAGAGAGCAACAAACACAAUAGGGCCUUUAGCAAAGAUCAUCACAAGGUUCCACCAGAGCUUCCCGUAUGGAAACGCCAACGCCAAACACACGAAUCCGGCCAAUAACGCGGUGAUGUUGUUGACAAACUUCAAUCUCUUGUGUAAAACCUUGGCAAAAAGCUCCUGAUACGCGGCGGCUCGUUUUUUCCCACUCACCUCUGACAUUUGUAUCUGUUUAUCUGGUUUGUACUUCAGUAAAGAGUGUUUUGAGAGUUU